This is a messenger RNA of Rhincodon typus (whale shark), 1773 nucleotides long. Its product is annotated as zinc finger protein 239-like. Gene Ontology annotation, cellular component: nucleus. The transcript has 5 exons. Bases 421 to 1494 code for a protein of 357 amino acids. Lineage: Eukaryota; Metazoa; Chordata; Chondrichthyes; Orectolobiformes; Rhincodontidae. The record is from RefSeq and is a predicted model, not a curated record.
CGUGAUCGUCCAGCACGCUGUGUGCCGCCGCUGUGGCCGAGGUUUGGGUGUCUGCGGAAGGUGCCGGACACGGUACCAGCGAUCAUUGCGAAAACUCCUGAUGCCUGUGGAGACGGUGAUGUUUGGUGAUGGUGCUUCCACAAUGCAGUUAGGUGAUUACAAGUGGACUUGCAGGUGGGAAUCUCAAAAUAAUUGUAAUGCCAAACUCUGAAGAAUUGCUGAAUUCAUCAGGACCUGGAUAUUUGCAUUGUAUGAUAUUAAUUGAGACCGGGAUUUUAAAACAAGUUCUGACAGUCAGCAGAAUCAUCAGGAUCUGAAUAUCAUUGCCAUUUAACUGUGGAAAGAAAAAGGAUUUUGAACACUCCGUGGGGGAAACACAUAUCGUCCGUGUGUGGAAGAGUCUGUGAAUAUUCAUCUGACAUGUCCAAAUGCCAGCGCAGUCACACUGGGAAAAGACUGUGGAAAUGUGGGGAUUGUGGGAAGGGAUUUCUUUACCCAUCACAGCUGGAAAUUCACCAACGCAGUCACACUGGGGAGAAGCCAUUCACCUGCUUUGAUUGUGGGAUGGGUUUCACUCAGUCAUCCCACUUGCAGACACACCAACGGGUUCACACGGGGGAGAGACCAUUCACCUGCUCCCAGUGUGGGAUGGGAUUCACUCACUCCUCCAGCCUGCGCAUACACCAACGCAGUCACACUGGGGAGAAACCAUUCGCUUGCUCUGAUUGUGGGAAGGGAUUCACUUCAUCAUCCAGCCUGCAGAAACACCAGCGAAUUCACACUGGGGAGAGAUCAUUCACUUGCUCCGUGUGUGAAAAGGGUUUCACUCGGUCAUCCCACCUGCAGAGACACCAGCGAAUUCACACUGGAGAGAGACCAUUUGCCUGUUCCAAUUGUGGGAAGGGAUUUACUCAAUCAUCCGACCUGCUGGAACACCAGCGAGUUCACACUGGGGAGAGGCCGUUUACCUGCUCUGACUGUGGGAAGGGAUUCACUCGGUCAUCCCACCUGCUGGAACACCAGCGAGUUCACACGGGGGAGAGACCAUUCAUCUGCUCCGAUUGUGGGAAGGGAUUCACUUGGUCAUCCACCCUGCAGAGACACCGGGGAGUUCACACUGGAGGGAAAGCAUUCACCUGCUCCUAUUGUGGGAAGGGAUUUACCCAAUCAUCCGACCUGCUGGAACACCAGCAAGUUCACACUGGGGAGAGACCAUUCACCUGCUCUGACUGUGGGAAGAGAUUUAAACAAUCAUCCCACCUGCUGGAACACCAGCAAAUUCACACUGGGGAGAGACCAUUCACCUGCUACGUGUGUGAAAAGGGAUUCACUCGGUCAUUCCACCUGCAGAGACACCAGCGAAUUCACACUGGAGUGAAACCUUACACCUGCUCCGAUUGUGGGAAGGGAUUUACCCAAUCAACCAGUCUGCAGAGUCACCAGCAGCAAGUUCACACUGGGAAGAAACUUUCUGUCAGUCAACUCACUUGCUGAUACACCAGCGUGUUCACUCUGGGGAGAGACCAUUCACUUGUUCCCUAUGUGGGAAGGGAUUCACUCUGCCAUCCAAACUAUUAAUACACCAGUGAAAUUACACUGGGUGCGUCCUGUUCACCUGCUCUGUUUGUGUUAAAUGAUUUGCUGUUUGCUCACACACCAGCAAAUUCACAAAGAACUGUGGGUGAGGGGUUUUGCUUUUACUUACACUAAGGAAUGAACCUUGGUCAUUGGGCCAUUGUAUUGAUUUUAUUAAACACUGGUCUAUUAAAGGUG